GCUAUCAAUCAAGAGCUGUGAUUUGUGAAAGUAAAUCAAUGUACAGGCCUUUCAGAAAAAAAACCCCAAACUACUCAUAUAUAGUAAGCACGUAUGAGGAGUCUGAAGGUUUGACGUCAUCUUUAGAUAUGCGGUCAAGUUUCCGAACCUUAGCGGAGAGGCGCUAAGUUGCUCCGCAGACCUUACAAGAUCUCAUCAUUACCUAUACCAAGUUUCCGAAUGAGACACAAUAUAGAAGCUCGUAUCGGCUCACUCUUGAUGAGUAGUCCGCACCACAACUCUCAUGGUCACCAUCAAUGCUCGCCUAGCAUAUCCCUACGUUAAGUUAGCAUUCUUCCGCAGAGUGCGUACAGGGUUGUGGAUGCCUACUAGGCGUUUUCACCACAUGGCUUCAUCAUUGCAGAAAUCCGGCGAAGGGCUUUCGCUGCGCGAGCUUUUCAAGUCCAGUGUCUUCACAUCCAAGCUUCCUGCCGACCCUGCGUUUGAAACACCAGAAAUAUCGCAUCGAGCUCCUCGUGAGGCUCUGGGACCGCGCUUAGUAAGAGGUGCGCUUUACACGUUUGUGAGGCCCGAGCCAGCAGAGGAGUAUGAGAUUCUGGGGGUAAGCCCGAAAGCCUUGGAUGAUCUUGGACUCGCAGCUAGUGAAGCAACAACACGAGAAUUCCAUGCCCUGGUUUCCGGAAAUGAAUUUCCAUGGGACCAAUCUAAGGGUGGAAUAUAUCCUUGGGCACAAUGCUAUGGAGGGUGGCAAUUUGGCUCAUGGGCUGGUCAACUAGGGGACGGGCGCGCUAUAAGCCUCUUUGAGAGCACUAAUCCAUACACGAACAUUCGUUAUGAGCUGCAGUUGAAAGGAGCUGGACGGACGCCCUACUCACGCUUCGCUGAUGGCAAAGCUGUGCUUCGGUCGAGCAUCCGAGAAUACAUUGUCUCUGAAGCUCUUUCGGCACUCGGUAUUCCAACGACCCGGGCCUUAGCCAUUACUUUAUUGCCGCGAUCGAAAGUGUUGCGGGAGCACAUUGAACCGGGAGCUGUUGUAACUCGAUUUGCAGAAUCUUGGCUCCGUAUUGGCACUUUUGAUCUAUUGCGUGCACGUGGAGACCGUGACCUGAUUCGAAAGCUGGCGACAUAUGUCGCCGAAGAAGUUUUCCAUGGAUGGGAGACUCUCCCUUCUGUUGCGUACUCAGAUAAUGGUCAAUCCUCGCCUGCCAUGGAUAGCACAUCCGGGAAUAUUUCAAAAAACGAAGUGGAGGAAAAUCAAGGUUUGCAAGAAAACAGGUUCACGAGGCUUUAUCGAGAGAUUGCACGCCGCAACGCUAAGACCGUUGCUGCCUGGCAAGCCUAUGGCUUCAUGAACGGUGUUCUAAAUACGGACAACACCUCGAUUUGCGGCUUGUCGAUGGAUUUUGGCCCUUUUGCAUUUAUGGAUAACUUUGAUCCCCACUACACGCCCAAUCACGAUGAUCACCUACUGAGAUAUUCUUAUAAGAAUCAGCCUAGUAUCAUCUGGUGGAAUCUGGUCAGACUUGGUGAAUCCCUCGGGGAACUUAUGGGGGCAGGAGACCGAGUGGAUCAUGAAGAGUUUGUGAAAGAAGGACUGACUGAGACCUCUGCACCGGCCGUAGUCGAACGUGCCGAAAAACUCAUUGAACAAACAGGCAAGGAAUUCAGGGCUGUAUUCCUGAGUGAAUACAAGCAACUUAUGAGAGGGAGGUUGGGCCUUCAAACGGAGAAAGAGACAGAUUUCCAGGAUUUGUUUUCUGAAAUGCUUGACAUGAUGGAAGCAUUGGAGUUGGAUUUUAACCAUUUUUUCAGGAGACUUUCGAACAUUCCACUCUCAGGUAUCGAGACAUCAGUUCAAAGAACGGAAAUAGCGUCGAUAUUUUUCCAUAAUGAGGGAUUUGACAGUGUCAGCUUAACAGAAGCAGCAGCUAAAGAACGCAUUGCACACUGGCUUGAGAUAUGGAGAACUCGCGUCUUGGAAGACUGGGACACGGACAAUGAUGUAGCGAGGCAAACGUCAAUGAAAUCGGUAAAUCCAAGCGUAUGUUUCUCUUGAGAGUGAGAAGCGAGAUGUUUGGAAUAUUGUGGUUGUCCGCUGACUUGAGUAUCACAUAGUUCCUACCACGUGGCUGGAUACUUGACGAGGUCAUUGACCGCGUGGAGCACAAGGGGGACCGAGAUAUACUUGGACAAGUGAUGCAAAUGGCGCUGAAGCCUUUUGCCGAAGAUUGGGGUCUAGAUAGAGAGGAGGAACGGCGGUUCUGCGGUGAUGUUCCGAAAUUCAAAAGAGCGAUGAUGUGCAGCUGUAGUUCAUGAAAGGGAGUCUUUGUCUCUUGCGAAUGAUCGAUAUUCUAU
Molecule: messenger RNA, 2355 nt
Organism: Aspergillus aculeatinus CBS 121060
Lineage: Eukaryota; Fungi; Ascomycota; Eurotiomycetes; Eurotiales; Aspergillaceae
Product: YdiU domain protein
Exons: 5
Coding region: 284-2056 (590 amino acids)
Source: RefSeq, a predicted model, not a curated record